AUGAAAAUCGCUCUCCUGGCUGGGACGGCCGGUGCUCUCGCAACCGGCGCGAACGCGUAUACAAUCUCCGCUCAAGAUGCCUACCCCGAUGUGACGACAGAUGUUGGUCACCUGCGUCGAGCGCUACCCAACGCUCCGGAUGGUUACACCCCCGUCCACGUCCAGUGUCCUUCCAAUCGUCCUUCCGUAAGAAGCGCCUCUUCGCUGUCGGCGAACGAGACGGCGUGGUUGGAGGUGAGAAGAAACAAUACCAUUGAUCCGAUGCGAACAUUUCUGAACCGAUUGAAUAUCACUGGGUUCGACGCCGGCGGAUACAUCGACCAGGUUUCCAACAACGCCUCAGCUUUGCCAAAUAUCGGCAUUGCGGUGUCUGGCGGUGGCUGGCGAGCGCUGAUGAACGGCGCGGGCGCCCUCAAGGCUUUCGAUAAUCGCACGGACAACAAUACUGGCUCAGGACAUCUAGGUGGCCUGCUACAGUCGGCAACCUAUCUUGCCGGCCUUAGUGGAGGCAGCUGGUUGGUUGGCUCUCUGAUGAUGAACAACUGGACGACUGUGGAAGCACUACAAGCAGACGAUACAGGCUCGGUGUGGGAAUUUGGAAACUCCAUCCUUGAGGGGCCAGACACUGGCGGUGUGCAGAUUUUCGACACGGCCGAAUACUACGCGCACCUUCUAAGCGAUAUUGACGGUAAAGAGGAUGCCGGGUUUGACCUUUCCCUGACCGACAUCUGGGGUCGGGCGCUUUCGUUCCAGUUGAUUAACGCCACAGAUGGCGGGCCGGACUUUACCUGGUCUUCAAUUGCGCAGUCCCAAGGCUUUCAGAAUGGAGAUUACCCCUUUCCCAUCAUUGUUGCCGAUGGACGAGCGCCCGGUGAGUUGGCGAUACCGACAAACACGACGGUCUUUGAAUUCAAUGCAUUCGAGAUGGGCACCUGGGAUGCUACGAUCUAUGGCUUCGUUCCCACGCAAUACCUGGGCACGAAUUUCACCGCCGGCGAAGUUCCAGACAGUGACCGAUGUGUGGUGGGCUUCGACAACGCCGGAUUUAUCAUGGGAACCUCCUCCACUCUUUUCAACCAGUUCAUCCUGCAACUCAAUUCAACCGACAUAUCUUCCACCUUGAAGGACCUCAUUGGGGACGUACUGGACAAGUUAGGUCGCGACAACGACGACAUUGCCGACUACACACCCAACCCGUUCUUUCAAUACCGCCCGGAGACCGACCCUGGAUAUAAUUCGACUCGACUCACCCUGGUCGAUGGCGGAGAGGAUCUCGAGAAUAUCCCUCUUCACCCUUUGAUUCAGCCAAUUCGGAACGUCGAUGUCAUCUUUGCCGUGGACUCUUCCGCAGACACGGACUACAACUGGCCCAACGCCACCGCUCUUGUCGCAAGCUAUGAGCGAUCCUUGAGCUUGAAGUCAAACAACACUCUCUUCCCGAGCGUGCCGGACCAGAAUACCAUCGUCAACCUUGGUCUCAACACUCGCCCGACAUUUUUUGGCUGCAAUAGCUCCAACUUCACCGAAGGCGCGCACAUCCCGCCACUGGUCGUCUAUAUCCCCAACUCUCCGUACUCGGCGUUCAGCAACGAGUCUACAUUUACACUGUCGACGAACGACUCGUACCGUGACGCCAUCAUUCUGAAUGGACUCAAUGUGGCCAGCAUGGGCAAUGGCACCGUCGACGACAGUUGGCCAACCUGCGUUGGUUGUGCUAUUCUCAGCCGCAGUCUUGAGCGCACCGGCACAGAUAUCCCCGAGGUCUGCACUAGCUGCUUCAACCGUUUCUGCUGGAAUGGCACGGUUGACUCGUCAACUCCACAAUCUUACGAGCCGACUCCUAUUAUCCAGUCUGCGGAUACAAAGAGCGGUGCCACAACCAUAGUGGUGGGUCGCUGGGCUGCGCUGGCCGCUGCAGCUGUAGCAGUUGCCUCGAUUCUAUGA
Messenger RNA from Capronia coronata CBS 617.96, 1944 nucleotides. RefSeq names its product lysophospholipase. The transcript is spliced from 2 exons. Gene Ontology annotation, molecular function: A2-type glycerophospholipase activity. Lineage: Eukaryota; Fungi; Ascomycota; Eurotiomycetes; Chaetothyriales; Herpotrichiellaceae. Gene Ontology annotation, cellular component: cytosol; intracellular membrane-bounded organelle. Gene Ontology annotation, biological process: glycerophospholipid catabolic process. Bases 1 to 1944 code for a protein of 647 amino acids. The record is from RefSeq and is a predicted model, not a curated record.